ACAAUCCUGACCGUCGAAUUAUUUCUUUAUAGUUUGAGAUCUGAAACUCUUCAAUCCCUCUCUCUACCUCGCCGUCUCGAGCGACCCUUUUGGUUUCUCUGCCCUCAGGUCACCGAUCUUUCACUUCAAGAUCGCCCUUUUCGUUCUUGUAAGGGUUUGUUGAGAUCCGAUCGGUGAGGCAAAAAUGUUUGGAAGGCCCAAGAAGAGCGAUAACACCAAAUACUAUGAGAUUCUCGGAGUCUCGAAGAAUGCGUCGCAAGACGAUCUAAAGAAGGCUUAUAGAAAGGCCGCUAUCAAGAACCAUCCCGAUAAGGGUGGUGACCCCGAAAAAUUCAAGGAGUUAGCACAAGCCUAUGAGGUGUUGAGUGAUCCAGAGAAACGUGAGAUAUAUGACCAAUAUGGCGAGGAUGCUCUCAAGGAAGGAAUGGGGGGUGGCGGUGGCCAUGAUCCAUUUGAUAUAUUCCAGUCUUUCUUUGGUGGAAGCCCGUUUGGUGGUGGUGGAAGCAGCAGAGGCCGAAGGCAAAGAAGGGGAGAGGAUGUUAUCCAUCCCCUCAAGGUCUCCUUGGAAGAUCUCUACAAUGGUACUUCAAAGAAGCUCUCUCUUUCACGCAACGUAAUUUGCUCAAAGUGCAAGGGUAAGGGCUCUAAAUCUGGUGCUUCGAUGAAAUGUCCUGGCUGUCAAGGAUCUGGUAUGAAAGUUUCCAUCAGACACCUUGGCCCCUCUAUGAUACAACAAAUGCAGCAUCCUUGUAAUGAAUGCAAAGGAACUGGUGAGACCAUCAAUGAUAAAGAUCGUUGCUCACAGUGCAAGGGUGAAAAGGUUGUUCAGGAGAAGAAAGUUUUGGAAGUAAUUGUGGAGAAGGGUAUGCAAAAUGGACAAAAGAUUACAUUCCCUGGUGAAGCAGAUGAAGCGCCCGACACUGUAACUGGAGAUAUCGUUUUUGUCCUACAACAAAAAGAGCACCCGAAGUUUAAGAGAAAGGGUGAUGAUCUCUUCGUGGAGCAUACCUUGUCGCUUGUCGAGUCUCUUUGUGGUUUCCAAUUUAUUCUGACACAUUUGGAUGGCCGACAGCUACUCAUCAAAUCGCUUCCUGGCGAAGUAGUAAAGCCUGACCAAUUCAAGGCCAUCAAUGAUGAGGGUAUGCCAAUGUACCAGAGGCCAUUCAUGAAGGGUAAACUUUACAUCCACUUCAGUGUCGAGUUCCCAGACUCCUUGAACCCUGAACAGUGCAAGGCGCUGGAGGGCGUGCUGCCCCCCAGGACUUCAGUGCAGCUCUCGGAUAUGGAGUUGGAUGAAUGUGAAGAGACCACUCUCCAUGAUGUCAACAUCGAAGAGGAGAUGCGCAGGAAGCAAGUACAAGAGGCAUACGAUGAAGAUGACGAUAUGCAUGGAGGAGCGCAGAGAGUUCAGUGUGCUCAACAAUGAUUUUGAAUUGGGGGGAGGGAGCUACAGCAAUAACAUUGAUGAUUUCGAGAUGAAAAUUUUCGGAGAACCCCAAAUGGAGGAAAUGGAUCUAGCCAGCAGCACCACCAGGCAGCAGUCAUAUCCAAAUUUUCUCAAUAAUAGAUGAAUUUUAUUUUAAUUCAGUUGGUAGGAUUACGAAGUUUCUGGAUUUAUGUUUUUUGUUUUUCUUAUGUGCCUUUUUUUUUUCUAGCUUACCAAGAAUUCAAAGAUUAUGUAUUGAUUGGAGUUGCAGAUAAAUAGGAUUGGAUUGGAAAACAAAAAGUAUCUUUGGUUCUUUUCUCUGAACUGUGGUUCCAAGCAAAAAACACCCGACAUUUUUUCUUGUUC
Messenger RNA from Benincasa hispida (wax gourd), 1792 nucleotides. RefSeq names its product dnaJ protein homolog. NCBI's taxonomy places the organism in Eukaryota, Viridiplantae, Streptophyta, Magnoliopsida, Cucurbitales, Cucurbitaceae. The record is from RefSeq and is a predicted model, not a curated record. Gene Ontology annotation, molecular function: Hsp70 protein binding; ATP binding. Gene Ontology annotation, biological process: protein folding; response to heat.